AUUAGCAUUCCAUAGCUUCUCUUACUUAUUUAGUAUAUCCAAAAUUUGGGACUUUGUAUGACCUUGCUUAGCCAUUUGCACAAAUGUAUCUUUAGAAGCGAAAGGAAGGAAUUUUGCUUCACCUGUGUUCACAAUAAGUUUGAUCAUCGGGGCAUUGGCAUUCUCCUCAAUUGAAUUGCCAUUAUUUUUCUCUCUAAGUUUUUGCAGUUUUUUUGCAACGACACAAUCACGGUAGAAGGAUAAGAAUCGCCGCAGUUACAACAAUUAAUAGGAUCUUUUUUAGUUUUGCUGCAUUCAGUAAUUUGCCCACACAGUUCACAGCCCUCGAUGGCUUACCGACUAAAUUUUUUGUAUGUCCAAAAGCUUGAAAGUUUUUCACUGUGAAAUUAAUUUAGAUGCUUAAUAGGCUCAACUUUGACAACGGCACUACGAAUAGUUUUGAUCUGGUGGAUUUUCCUACUGCCUUCGGUAGCAACGAAUACUGCUAAAAACAUCUUCCAUGUAUGUUUAUUAAUUGCAUUAUUAUCAUUACCUUUAUUUGCCUAUUAUGUUUGCUUUCGUAGCUAAAUCAAGGCAUUUUGGCACAACUGAAAGGUCUAAAAGUGAGCAUAAAGGAUCAGUUAACCGUAAUUAGUGAGCAUAAAGGAUCAGUUAACCGUAAUUAGUAAGCGCAAUAAUCUAUGGGACAAGUUUUGAACAUUUGACGAUAAUUGGUCUAGCAUUUUAUGUUUACGAGAAAUAACUUAACAAUAUGGUAUCACUAAAGGGCAAAUUUACUAAACUGACGUUUAGAAACUUCAUAAUAAAAUUUGCAUCUUUUGUGAAAUAUAAAAUGCAGAGGUAAAAUAAUUGGUGUGCAAAAUAAACUCAGUAAAAAUAUCAAAUUUUAUCUUCUAAAUUUUAAUGAAUUAAAAUUAAAACGGCUUUAUAAAAUAAAAAUACACAAUAAUGGAACGUUGUUAUAAUCGCGGUUGUGGGCAAACAUUUGACCCUGAAAAUAAUACCGAUGAAUCUUGUUGCCAUCAUCCUGGAGCCCCGUAUUUUCAUGACGCCUACAAGGGUUGGUCAUGUUGCAACAAAAAAUCUGUAGAUUUUACUGAAUUUUUAAGCAUUAAAGGAUGUACUCUAUCGAAGCACUCGAAUAUCAAACCACCGGAACCUGAAAAGCCAGAAAAGAAUGGAGAUGAUAAGAAUGUUUUUGUAGAAGUGCGCACCCCAAUUAGAGAAGCAAUGCGGCGCCCACCUAUUGAAACUCCAAUGACUCUAAUAAAACCAACAAUUGCACAAGCAUUAAAAGAUGCCAUAUAUUCAAUUAAAAUGAAAAAUGUUAAAACUAAUGAAGACAGUGAAGUAACCUCAGGCGCUGUAUCAAUUGGUACUGGUUGUAAAAAUAAAGGCUGCACUCAUUCAUAUAGUGGUACAGCUACUGAUCACUUAGAAUGCGUAUAUCAUCCAGGUGUUCCGAUUUUUCACGAAGGUAUGAAGUAUUGGUCAUGUUGUCAACGCAAGACAAGUGAUUUUUCUGUGUUUAUCGCACAAAAGGGCUGUACAUCUGGAGAACAUAAAUGGUUCAAAGAGGAUGAAGACAAGCAAGUGGUUAAUUGCCGUUAUGAUUGGCAUCAGACUCCAACGAACGUUAUUGUUUCCAUAUAUGCAAAGAAAUAUAAUUAUAAGAGUAGCAAGAUAGAAGUAAAUCCAAUCCGUCUUCACGUGAAUCUUGUAUUUCCUGAGCAGAAUGAUGCGAAGUUCGAUUUGGAACUAGAAUUACGCGGCAUCAUUGAUGUAAAUAAAACUAGUGCACACAUGUUUGGAACAAAAGUUGAGAUAACAAUGCCAAAAGCAGAAGCUGGAUCAUGGCAAAAACUUGAUUUUCCUCGAGAAAAACUGCCACCGGUACUGAAGCUAAAUGAAUCUCAAGGUAUUUCCACUACUCAAAGAAAAGAUUCAGAAUCUGAUGAUGGAUUUAAUUUGGAUGACAUUGAAACUGUAAACACCGGCAUUAGGCUCACUGAUAUUAGUGACAAUAAAAGCCAUUUGGACUAAGUAAUAACAUAGCGAUCACAAGCAAAAAAAAAAAACAAGUUUCUAAAGUGACUACUUCCUCAUAGAAAUCAUUUCUCUGUUCACUUUAUAUAGUUUGCGAGAAUUUUUCACAUAACUUAUCUAUUUAAUAAAUGUGUAAGAAUUUAUAAA
Bactrocera oleae (olive fruit fly) is the source of this 2193-nucleotide messenger RNA. RefSeq names its product CHORD-like protein (gene mora). NCBI's taxonomy places the organism in Eukaryota, Metazoa, Arthropoda, Insecta, Diptera, Tephritidae. The record is from RefSeq and is a predicted model, not a curated record.